ACGUGCGUACGUACGCAUCGGGUCAUUGAUCAACAACAAACUUUUGUACACAGUGUACGUACGUGCCUGAGCGAUAUCAAAACUUUCGAAACUAAAAUAGGCCUAAACUAGAACUUAAAAGGCCUAGGCCCAAGAUCUUUUCUACGGGUUACCAUUUGUACUCUGAUUUCAAAUUCUCAUGCAAAUGGAAUAGACCUUACUCUUUUAGUAAUGUCGAAACGGAAGAGAACAUAUGAUGGAGACGAAGCUAGGCAGCUUUUCCAAGCUCUUUAUUUUAGUGAGGUCGACUCUGAUCAUGUCGAAUCCGAACAUCUUCAAGAAGUUCAACCUAAGGCAAAGGGUCUUUGCUUGCGGCUUAGCUCCAGUACUAGUUCCAGCGGUUCUGACUCUGACUCUGAAACCGGGCUGCACCCCCGGCUGCACAUUGGCAAGGGUUUGUCUCCGAAUUCAAGUGAUGGCCAUGAGUCGCAAUAUGACAGGAUUGAUGCUCAGAAUAAGGUGAAACAUUUCAGUGAAACCAGCAAUACACCAAAGGAGAACUCACAUCCCCAAAGAGAUGAGCACAAGUAUGAAGCCAAACUGGAAGCAGAUGGACACCAAUUGGAAGAUUGUUCAUUCACAGAAGUAGAUUUGUCUUUUAGUGAGUCAGAGUGCUACAUUUCUGAAGUCUAUGAGACCUCCGAAGCAUCAGACAUAGAUGGAACCCCUGAUGACAGAGAAGAUGUGGGAGUUACUGUUUCAGAGGUUGAUUGGAAUGGUGAAGGUAGUGAUUCUGAAACAGAUGAACUGAGAGAAGAAGACGACGAAACACAUAUAGGAAUUGUAUCAGAGGUUGAUGUACAGAAUACUGCAGAUAGUGACAUUGAGAUGGAUACAGUUAGUGAAGAAUGUGACAUUGGAGUAGGGUGCAUGGAUGAUGAUGAUAAAGCUCUCCGAGGUAGAAAACGCACCCGUGUACAUUUUGUUGAUGGCAGUUCUGAUUCAUCUUGUGCAAGUAUUCCUUCAUUGAGUGUUAAGAAAAGAAAGAAAAACAAGUCCAGUCGAGAGUUAGCAUCAAUAUUAAGAAUGAAAUGCUGCAAAAACUAUUGUCUUCACAAAGUUUCCAGAAGAGAAGCAGCCGCCUGUAGGAAUAAAUUCCAAGAGAAGGCAAAAUGGGAGCAGAGGAAAUGGAUUUUGGAAUACCUCUUGGAACAUCAUGAGACAUCUGGGAACCUGAUCUUAAUCAGAUUCAGUAUUGGAGUGACAGAAAUUUGUCGGCGUGGAUGGCGAUUAGCCUUAGGAAUCUCCAGGACAAGGCUUUGGCAGAUAAAUUCCCAUUUCCAAGAUGGACUAAAGGCAUAUCUUCCCCCAAACCAACACAGACGAGGCAUGCAGUCAAGAGCAGUUGCUUCCUCUUUGAUAUGGUUAGACAGAUUCUCCCGCAGAUUCGGAGAUAAACUGCCAGCUCAAGACAAGAUUCACUUGCCGUCUUGCCUGACACGUGCCAGUGUGCAUCAGAUCAUGAAAGAAGAGCUGGAGGACCUUGGAGAAGAAGUUUGCUGUAAAGAACAUUUCUAUCGAAUAUGGAAAAAAGAAAUGUCACAUUUGACUAUCCCAAAGGUGAACAGGUUUUCAAAAUGUGAUGUCUGUACUCAACUGAAGCAAAGCAUCGAAAGAACCAAUGACAAACAAGCAAGGAAAGCCCUCCAGCAACAAAGGGAGGAUCAUCUUACUCAACAAAAAACUGAAAGAAUGAAGUAUUACAAGCAUGCACAAAAAGCAAAACAACAUCCAGAGAAGUACAUCAGCAUUAUCAUCGAUGGAAUGGAUCAGCAAUCCACCAGCAUUCCGAAAUUUUACCGAACGGCCAAAUCAAUUUCAUCAGCAUGGAGACUCCCAUCGCAUGUAACUGGGACAAUAGUUCAUGGGCGGGGACAACACAUGUUUGUCGACAACAAAGAGUAUCCCCAUGACUCCAACCUUACUGCGAACAUUCUUCUUCAAGUUUUAAAUAAAUAUGCUAAUUCUCUUCCUGACACACUAUACCUCCAAAUGGAUAACUGCGGGAGGGAGAACAAAAAUCAAUGUCUCCUUGCUUUGUGUGCCCUUCUUGUGGAACUCAACGUGUUCAAAAAGAUCAAAUUGUGCUUCCUAAUGAAAGGGCACACCCAUGAGGACAUUGAUCAGCUGUUCAGUAGAAUAUCUACACAUACAUCAAAACAUAACAUUCCAACACUUUCAUCUUUACUACAUCACAUCCCACUUUCAUACAAGAAGCCAAACACAACAGCAGAAAGGAUACACAUCAUAUAUAACAUUAGGGACUGGCUUGAAACACACAUAAAUAAACCAUCACAUCAUAGCCUGCCACAUCAAUUUAAAAUAACAAAAAUUCAAGGACAUGCGGUCAUAAACACAAAAAAAUGGAGCAGUAGUCCAGUCUGGACCGCAACAACAGGUGCCAGUUACAUACUGAAAGAGCAUCCCCCUGGAUUGCCAGAAAUUGUUUCAAGGAGAAUUGAAGAACUUCAUCUUGAUCGUCUACGUAGAGACAUGGUGAAGUAUCGUCCCUACCUUAAUGACUCCGAGCAUCAAGAGUGGGUGCAACUGCUUCAUUCUUUUGGUGCAGAGGAUGAAGGCUCACUCCAAACUUGGAUACUGCUAGACAUUUUGAUGUCUAAGGAUGCCAUUGCUGCUGAUGAACAGAAUGCUAUCAACUCAGACAUCUAUUUGUCCAAUGAUGAGCAGGACCCCAUCCCUCCAGUCAAUCUUGGACGAAAGACUUCACAGAAGAAACAACCUAUGGUUCCUGAUAUUGGGCAGAUGAUGUGCGUCUUCCUUGAAGAAUAUCGCAAUGAAUGGCCGCAAGUUGGCAAAAUAACAGCACUUCAUGAAGAUUCUGCAACUCUGCAUUGGUUUACAGGCACAACAACAUCGAAUUGGAUAGCAUUAGAUACACCUAGCAGGGGACUAAAUGGAGGAAGUGAACCAUAUAUUUCCACUGUUUUGAAAUCUUCGUUUAUUACAGGUUCAUUCACCUUAACACCUCAAGGCAAAUUACCACAGGAUAUCCAGCGCCAAUUACGUGAGAAAAGAGAAGAAUUGUACAGUUAGCUAUAUAAAAUCUAUUGUCAUUUCUGGGUCAUUCUCAAGAAAAUGUCACAGAUAACUACUCAAUCACUAAUACAUUUGAGUGAAAAAUGCCUUCGUUUUGAUUAAACCCCACUAAAUGAAAUUUGAAGGGGGUACAGGAAUCAGCAUACUAUCAGAAUGGCUGUUGGUCUGUAUAACUGCAUCCUCAGUUUUUGGCCAAUUAUCAUGGAAUUUGGCUCACACGUUUCUUUUUUUUUGUAAAGAUGCACAAAACAUAAAUAAAGAGGCUUUAAUAGGAGGAAAUUAUAG
This is a messenger RNA of Lytechinus variegatus (green sea urchin), 3381 nucleotides long. RefSeq lists its product as uncharacterized. The transcript has 14 exons. Bases 211 to 3093 code for a protein of 960 amino acids. Lineage: Eukaryota; Metazoa; Echinodermata; Echinoidea; Temnopleuroida; Toxopneustidae. The record is from RefSeq and is a predicted model, not a curated record.